AUGGCAAUGAACGCCUUAUCACGAUGCAGCAACCAAUUGAGGAGACUGCCUCUCACUCGGCUGCGUCAGAUGAGCACAAGCCCAUGGUCCUUUUUUGAAAUGGCCCCUCUUGAUCCCAUUAUCGGGUUGAACGAACAAUUCCAAAAGGAUGAUUAUCCGAGCAAGGUUAUCGUUGGUGUCGGGGCAUACCGUGAUGAAAAGGGCAAACCAUUCGUUCUUCCUUCGGUCAGAAAAGCAGAAAAGAUUCUAGCAGAAGGUGGUCUUGACAUGGAAUACGCUGGAAUUGCAGGAGAGCCAAGAUUUGUUGACUUGGCUCUCGAGUUCGCCUAUGGGGAAGAUUCGGCUGCCUUGAAGGAGGGUCGCAUUCAAGGGGUUCAAGCACUAUCUGGGACUGGAGGUCUACGUGUUUUUGGAGAGAUGAUGAAAAAGCACGGCAGCACAACCUUGUACCUCCCGAAUCCUAGUUGGGGAAACCACAAGAAUAUCUUCACAAACUCUGGGCUUGAAGUAAAGAACUACCGUUACUACGAUGCAGAUAAUUCGUCUUUGGAUUUUGAAGGGAUGGUGCAUGAUAUCAAAUCGAUGCCAGCUGGAAGUAUCGUCCUUCUCCAUGCCUGUGCUCACAAUCCAACAGGUAUGGAUCCAACUCUCGAGCAAUGGAAGGAGCUCAGCAGUGUCAUCAAGGAGCAAGACCUUGUUACCUUCUUUGAUUGUGCCUACCAAGGCUUUGCUUCUGGAGAUGCCAGCAAGGAUGCCGCUGCCAUUCGAAUGUUUGUGGAAGAUGGUCACUUGAUUUCCAUGGUUCAAAGUUUCUCCAAGAACUUUGGGUUGUACGGUCAGCGUGUUGGUGCUCUCUCCGUUGUCGGAAGAGAUGCCGAAGAAGCCAAGAAAGUUGUCUCCCAAAUGAAGACUGUGAUUCGCCCAAUGUAUUCCAACCCCCCGAGACAUGGAGCUAGACUUGUGACCACAAUCUUGGAAGAUCCUCAGCUCACUGCUGAAUUCCGUGAGGAGUGCAAGGGAAUGGCCGAUCGCAUUAAUACCAUGAGAGGAGCCUUGAAAGACUCCCUGGAAUCGGCAGGAUCGACCCGAGACUGGAGCCACAUUACCGACCAAAUUGGAAUGUUUGCCUACAGUGGCCUCAGUAACGAGCAGGUGCUGGAAAUGCGCGCUAAGCACCAUGUCUACUGCACAGGAGAUGGUCGUAUUUCCAUGGCGGGAGUUACUUCCGACAAUGUUGAUUACAUUGCCAAUGCCAUCCAUGACGUUGCCAAGUAA
Molecule: messenger RNA, 1275 nt
Organism: Cylindrotheca closterium
Lineage: Eukaryota; Bacillariophyta; Bacillariophyceae; Bacillariales; Bacillariaceae
Source: the annotation of a GenBank genome assembly